CGUGCCAGCCUGGGGGGGGGCCUUGCGUGAUGGUAAUGGCGCGGGUUCGUGUGCUCUGAGGGAGUCGUUUUUGCAUCGAUUUUUCUUGUGAGUAAGAUUUUGCAGGAAACUUGGUGUAAAUAUAAAGACGGAGCGAUGGGCGACCGGUACAACAUCCACAGUCAGCUGGAGCACCUGCAGUCCAAGUACAUCGGCACCGGGCACGCCGACACCACCAUGUACGAGUGGCUGACCAACCAGCACCGAGACUCCUUCGCCUCCUACAUGGGACACUUUGACAUGCUCAACUACUUCGCGCUCUGCGAGAACGAGGCCAAGGCGCGGAUCCGCUUCAACCUGAUGGAGCGGAUGCUGCAGCCGUGCGGACAGCCGCCAGAGAAGCCCGAGGAGUGAGCGCCGCCGGGCUCCGCCGCCGGUGCGGAUUCUGUGCCGAGAUCUCGCGAUGGGAAGUUGCUCGACAGGCCUCUCGUGGUUGAUCUGUGUCGGCGUGGUUGUAUUUGCCGCGGACUUUUGGUGAAAGGAAUAACACGAUGGGUGGAUGUUCACGCUCAUUUGAUGGCCCUGCUAUUGCCCUGUUUGCGCGCACAUAUUGUCCUGAACGCCUCAUGUGUAGUGAAUGCUGAAUAUACGGUGUUCACAUUUA
Messenger RNA from Amphibalanus amphitrite, 643 nucleotides. It is a transcript of the gene Sf3b5, whose product is annotated as splicing factor 3B subunit 5. The coding region runs from base 136 to 393 and encodes 85 amino acids. Gene Ontology annotation, biological process: mRNA splicing, via spliceosome. Gene Ontology annotation, cellular component: U2 snRNP; precatalytic spliceosome. The transcript is spliced from 2 exons. The record is from RefSeq and is a predicted model, not a curated record. Lineage: Eukaryota; Metazoa; Arthropoda; Thecostraca; Balanomorpha; Balanidae.